This is a messenger RNA of Biomphalaria glabrata, 841 nucleotides long. RefSeq lists its product as uncharacterized. The record is from RefSeq and is a predicted model, not a curated record. Lineage: Eukaryota; Metazoa; Mollusca; Gastropoda; Planorbidae. Bases 83 to 466 code for a protein of 127 amino acids. The transcript has 3 exons.
UCUAAGCAAUUUUAUGAAUGUGUAAACACUAGAUUAGAUCUAGACUAGAUCUAUUCUAUAUGACUAUAGAGAUUUAUUUUUAAUGAUGGAAGAAUACGAGACAGAAAAUCAAAAAAAGAUUGAGAGUGAUUUCAAGAUGUUAGCAUCGCUUUCACAUCUUUGCAAAUUAAAAGAGAAAGAAUUGGAAGAAAUGAAACAUCAAAUUGGGCUUUUAAAAAAGGAGAUAAACUUGCUUAACUUAGAAAGAAAGUGGUGUUUUGAUGAUGAUGGUAAUAGAAUAACUCAGUCUUGUGAAGAUCAAGCUCUGGAAAUCAGCAUCAAGUUAGCAGAGUUUCCUCACUUAACAGAAGAUGUUGUAAAAGCCUUGAGAAAGAAACACACUGACCUUGUCACCAAUCUAUCAGAACUCAAUGCUCAUUUUGAUGCUUUUACUGAAGAAAUAAAAAGACCAUAUCAAGUGAUAUAGCUAGCAGCUCAAUAACAAGUAUUACAGAAACAUUGCACUAGAAAGUUUUGUUUACUAAGUGUUUGUAUAUAAUUGUGAUAUUUCUUUUUUUUUUUUUAAUAUUGAAUUCUUGUAAAUAGAUCUUUCUUACAAUGAAAAUAAUUUCAAAUAAAAAAAUAUAACUCCAAAAAGAUUUCAGAAUUUUAAAUAGAAGAGUUAAUUUGUUUUUGUAAGCUCUACAGUUAAAACAUGUUAGCAUCUGACAUUUGAUAAAUCCUAAAACUGAUAGUGGACUGUAAUUAUAUUCUGUUUUGCCUCUAAAUAUGCAAAUAUUAUUUGCACUGGACCUGUUUUAUUUUUGAUGCCAUCCUCACAUCAAGUUCUAGUUGCUCUAAU